Cyphellophora europaea CBS 101466 is the source of this 2496-nucleotide messenger RNA. RefSeq lists its product as uncharacterized. Gene Ontology annotation, biological process: microtubule nucleation; spindle assembly; mitotic cell cycle. Gene Ontology annotation, cellular component: gamma-tubulin complex; centrosome; equatorial microtubule organizing center. The transcript has a single exon. The record is from RefSeq and is a predicted model, not a curated record. Gene Ontology annotation, molecular function: gamma-tubulin binding; microtubule minus-end binding. Lineage: Eukaryota; Fungi; Ascomycota; Eurotiomycetes; Chaetothyriales; Cyphellophoraceae. Bases 1 to 2496 code for a protein of 831 amino acids.
AUGGCUACUACGACCGCCAUGAACAAAUGGAUUGAGGAGCUUGUCACGUCGCUGCUCCCCACGAACACCCCACCUUCAAAACUCAGGAAGCUGAAAUCUCAGUUUGGCCGGAACAUCAGGCACCACAAUUUCGGCAGAACUAAUCAAUUCUUAGUCGAAGAACGCCUGACCGGUCUAGAAGAGAAAUUCCAGGUGCUCGAUCACGAUGAUCUCAGUGAUGCUAUACAUAGACGCCGCGAUGAAUUGCGGCUCCACUUCGAUCAAUGGAUUCCCGACGCGUUGGACUUCCUGCUACACAUGUCACGAGAUCCGUUGACAGCUGGCGGGCUGGCAGCUCUGCAGAACGUUGUCAUUGAUGAUCUGGUAACGCCGCAGCUUACGUGGGCGGAGAUCGAGAAGGAUGACCCGAUCAACCGCAAGGACCGCAUGUGGCGGAUGCCGCAUUUUAGCGACGAGAGCUCCGAUGAGGAGAUCAUCGAAUCCAGUGCACCUUCAUCUCCAGAAAGUGCGAAGCGGCGAAAUGCUCCCGCAGCUAUCGACCUUCUAAGUCCACAGUUUGAGGUCAUCGAGCCAUCGGAAACGUUGGAGAGCCUUCGCAGCGGCAUGCUCAGCGCAGCAGAGGGUGAUAUCACCAUUACUGAGAUCCAAGCAAUUCGCGAGACCCUUUUUAUGCUCCAGGGUUUCCCAACGACAUUAUAUGCCAAGGAUAAUCGCAGCAUCAAGCUCAACACGAAGUACAAAAUCGUCCAUAUGAGCAUUCUUUCCUCCGUUGCCUCAAAAGCUAUUCUCAUGUCCAAGGCGGCAGGAAUAGUCCGCUCAUGGGUGUUCGUCAAUGAGAAAGAGCCUUUUGUCGAGGUACUGGAGGACAGAAUACAUGUCAUUGCGCAAGAGUUCGACGACUUUCUAGCACAGUCUCAGAGCGAGGUCAUUGCCAGUUCGAGCAAUGGUGGGGUUUGUAGCCUUCUUGAAGUCAUUGACAGCGUGUACCAGAACGCGCGAUCGAUCAUCAUGGCAGCACAAUUCGUCACUGCUGGCAAAGGCCAGGACGCGAUUGGCCUGGUCGAGAUUGCGUGCCAACAGGCUUGCCGACUUGAACUCUUCGACCAGCAAUCGGCAUUUCGCCCAAUGCUCAAGGUCUUUUGCGAGACUCUCAAGGCCUUUGUCGUACCUGUUAGCGCCUGGGUGGAGCAAGGCAUUUUGCCAGAGCGACCUAGCUGCUUCUUCGUUGAAAGGGCACAGGAGCAGGACGAAAAGGCUAAACUUUGGCACAACUGGUAUCUCUACCAUUCUGAAGGUCCAAAACGACUGCCGGAUUUUCUGCAGCAGUUCUCACAGCGGAUGUUCGUUGCCGGGAAAACGAUGGCGUUCAUCAAGGCUCUUCCACAGGAGCACAAACCCACUCACGCCGCGGCCUUGCGCCUUAACACGCUAGCCAGCGCCGUUGAGAAUGCCUAUCUUGCAUCUACCACAAGCCUGGCACCAUUUGCACCGACUUUGCUCGCAAAUAUACAGCACUAUGUCGAUGAGCAUCUCGACGCUGCCACUUCUGCAAUGCAGCAGAUGCUCGACAAGCACUUCAGUCUGACGGACACCUUGUCCGCACUUUCGCAUCUCUACUUCGCGGAGGCACCAUAUGCCACGUCAUGCGUAGAAGAACAGACCUUUGGCCCGCUCGACCGCGGCCGGCCUGGCUGGAAUGAUCGCUUCCUUAUCUUGGACAUCAUGCAGGAGGCUUUCGAUCAGGUUCCUUGCAUAGAUUCGAGCCGCAUCAUCGUCCAAUCGCACCGUUUGCCGGUCGCAGACCUGAUGCAGGCACGCCUGACGGUCAAAAUCCUCCAAAACAUUGCCAUAGAAUACACCAUUCCGUGGCCGAUUGCAAACAUCCUGUCCACAGACAGCAUAGCAUCCUAUCGCCGCGUCGCACUCAUGCUCAUGCAAAUCCGCCGUGCAAAGUACGUACUCGAAAGGUGCGCCUUUCCCAAUCUAGCAAAGCACGCCAGCUCCAAGAUCAGCGUUGAAGGCAUCUACCCCAACCUCCGACUCUUUACAGACAUUCUCUACGCGCAUUUGAUGCACUGCGUCGUCGGUCCUCUCACGGCCAAGAUGCGGCAGCGCAUAUACGGCACCGUCGACGAGAUGAUCGCUGUCCACAAAACCUACACGACCGCCCUGGAACGCGCAUGUUUCACAGCCAAGAAUCUCAAAGUAUUGCGUGAGACACUUGUGUCGCUGCUCGACCUCUGUGUCGGCUUCGGCUUCCAAGUGGCCGAGGCCACAAGCGAGCUUGAUGGCUUUGCACUGAGCAAGGUCAAGACGCAGUUCAGGAAGUUGAUGAACCUGCUGAUUGCUGGACUGCGAGGCUCGGCGAGAGCGGGUCUUGGAAGUAGUCACGCAAACGGGUCUACCACAGCAAUAAAAGGCGGGCUUGGUGCUGAAGUGGGCGACCUGCUAGAUCUUUUGGCUGACUCUCUCGAAAGUGCGGCGUUUAAAAUGUAG